AGGAGGGUAUAUAAGACAGUACAUCGUCUCUGUCGUCAGUGUCGCUGUGAGCUCACUGUUACAGCAACUGAACUAUUUCUCAUUCAGCAUGCAGGAUCACAAUCACAAACGGGCUCUUCUCGCCUGGUGCCUGCUGUUUUUGGUGCUUGUCCAGCAGGUGACCUGCAAUCCUGUGCCAAAGUCAGACACACCUUCAACUUCUGUAGAGAAAGUUGAAAGGUCACUAAAGAGAACAGCUCGAAUGACCCCAUUAUGGAGGAUCAUGGGCACUAAACCUCAUGGCGCCUACUGCCAGAACAACUAUGAGUGCUCGACAGGAAUAUGCAGGAAAGGCCACUGUUCCUACAGCCAACCGAUUCAUUCCUAAAAUGAAGACUCCUUCCUUCUCUGAUCUGACGUCUCUACACCAUCAUGCACAACGAAAGCUUGAUUCAGUGAGCAGCAGGAGGCAACUGAAUGUGCAAUGCAGUUAAUCAUCAGUUAGACAUAUAGUAAGCCACAAAUGAGGCAAUAGGUAAAGUUCUGAAGAUUGUGCUUAUCAUAAGGUACAUAACAUGUGGACUAUUUUAAGAGUGCAAUGAAAUCAACAUAAACCUCAUAAUCUACCUGCACAGUGAUAUUGCUAUAUACAAGAAGCAUUAUUAGUGGGAUUUGCAUGACAUUUUUGAUAAACAUAUUUCAGGUGGUAUUGGGAAGGUGAUACAGUAGGUGUUUUGGGCCAGUUUUCCUGAACCAGAUCAAGUCCAAUCCCUGUUCUGGAUGUCCAUAGAGCAGUAUAGAGAGAGUAUAGCUAGAGAGAGUAUAGCUUUUGGCACUAACAACUGAUCUUAGGACUAAAAUUAGUCCAAACCUGGAAACUGGUGUGUAGUAUUAGAUCAUGUUACUUGUAAGCUAAAUAUGUAAGUGUAGGCAAAUGUGUCUACUAGUGCCUUAGCUCAACCCAAAUGUCGUUGAACCAAAGAUAGUCUGGAGAAAAGGGACAGAGAAAGUGCAAAGGUUGCCAUUAUUGAUUGUGCCUAGCCUAUAUAUUAUUAACCAUUUGCCUCCAUUCUUUGCCUUUGUCUGCGUGCUCACAUUUUUUAUUUUUUUAUUUAAGACUCAUUUACCUGUCACUAUUUAUGUUGUUAUAUACAAGCGUCUCCACCUCAUCUCACAGAUCAGGAUUUACAAGCAUCGUUUCAAUAUGGGAUUACUUAUUUAUUGUAUUUCUCUUUUCAUUUUGUAUGACUCAACAGCUCUUUUUUAUGUAUCUCUAUAUAUCAAUAUAAGAUUUAUAAGUUAUAUUUACUGUACUGUAACUCUAUAUGUGCAUCUCCAUAUGAUUGAACUUUGGGGUUCUGAAAUAAAAACAUGUUCCGAGAAAAUG
Cyprinus carpio (common carp) is the source of this 1366-nucleotide messenger RNA. It is a transcript of the gene leap2, whose product is annotated as liver-expressed antimicrobial peptide 2. Gene Ontology annotation, biological process: antimicrobial humoral immune response mediated by antimicrobial peptide; defense response to bacterium. Lineage: Eukaryota; Metazoa; Chordata; Actinopteri; Cypriniformes; Cyprinidae. The record is from RefSeq and is a predicted model, not a curated record.